CUAACACAACGCCGUCAUCCUGGGUUCGUUCUUCGUCGCCGCGAGGGAAAUCUAACAUUUCUACCAGGAUCCAGUCACUUCGAUUCGAUCACUUCGAUUUUGGAAUCCCUUAUCUCUGGGUCAGUCGGGAUAACUCUCUGUUCCGAAGCGCACGUACUCUAUUGUCGCGUCCGUUGGACAUACUAUACCUCAUUUUUCGAUGUCGAAAUCAACAUACAGGACUUCGACGUUGUCUGGGCUAGUGGAUUCGGACUCUGAUGAUAUCCAAUUCGUUGAACGCGACGCAAUGCCGACCCCAGAUUCUGCGGCGGAGAACAAGGCGCCUGGGAAGAGGGGACGCGGAAGGCCAAAAGCUGCUGUGUCUGCUAAAGUAACAAAGACGAAAGCCCCUGCGCGCCGUACGAGCGGUCGCCUCGUCGCGAAGUCAAAGGCUGUAGCAGCGCCAAAGGGCAAAAGGAAAGCUUUGGCAGACAAGACGAACCAGCAACAUGCAAGCGACACGGAAGAGGUCGAGGAAUUUGACGACAUUGCUAUGGGCGGUGAACCUGAUCCCCUUGUCGCUAAAGAACCCGAAUCUAAGGCUACGAAGAAGAAGGCUCCGGUAGGACGAGGCAAGAUUGCAAAGGAAGUCUCUACAAAUACAAACUACAGUAUUGAAGACAUUACCCCCCCUGCACCACGUUUGGAAUCACGCGCGACGAAAGAGAAGCUCCCACUUAAACGACAGGCCCCUACAGCACCAACCUCCAAGGAGGUCAUCCAGGAAUCACAAGUGCCUGACAUGGAGAUUGAUGGCGAUGAAGAAGUAGAGCAAGAUAUCUCCGUAGAGAUCCAGUCUGCCCAACGUCCGCGAUCACAGUCUCGUCCUCGUCAACCUUCUGUACCACGACGAAGAGCGGGCAGUGUAUUAGAUACUGAAAGAAGCGAUCCUAUAUUGAGACGCAAGCUAGGAGAAAUGACCAAGAAAUAUGAGAGUCUCAAUGUUAAGUAUCAGGAUCUUCGUGAGAUCGGAUUGAAGGAAGCGGAGCGAAAUUUCGAGCGUUUAAAGAAGCAGAGCGAGGAGAAAACAGCAGCUUCUGAUAAGCUAAUCGCAUCGCUCAAGGCUGAUGUUGCUUCUCAUUCGGCUUUGGCAAAAGAGUCUCGGGCACUCAAGAAGAAGGUUGAAUCGCAGCUUGCGGAGAUGGCAACGCUUAAGGCUCAAGUCGCUCAGAUGAAUGCUUCUCUGGAAGAGGCACGUUCCCAAAACAAGACCUUAUCAGCAAAAUUAGCAGCAAACCGUAGCGUCGCUGCAUCUGUCGAGAGCGCAAAUACGAAGAUUCCAGGCAGCGCUGUUAAAGCCAACGGCGGUAUCCGGAUGAUGGGAACUGCAGAGGCAGCUGAAGCAGCCAAUGCAGCUCAACUAAAGGAAAACUUGUACAGCGAUCUCACUGGCUUGAUUAUCAGAGGUGUGAAGCGAGAAGCUGAAGACGAUGUUUUUGAUUGCAUCCAAACAGGUCGAAAUGGCACUCUGCACUUCAAAUUGGCUGUGGCCAACGAGAAGACGGCUGAUUGUUACGACGAUGCGCAAUGCCAAUACGUCCCUCAGCUUGACCCUAGUAGGGAUAAAGGUCUGACGGAGUUACUUCCGGACUAUCUGGUGGAUGAGAUCGCCUUCCCAAGGCUCCAGGCUGCGAAAUUCUAUGCACGAGUUGUGAAAGCUCUGACCGAGAAGGCGGAUUGAACUACUUUACGACUGACGGGUUGGCGUAUUGGCGGGUUGGGGGGGGGGUAGGUGUCAGGAGUUACAGAGUGAAUGUUUAUCUCUCGGAGUUGAAUGAGGUCCACUGCAUUCUUCCCUGUGGUACAUACACCUAAUACCCGGUAUCUUUUUGUCUAUAGAGCAUGAAGGAAGACAUUGAUUCAAUUUCGUGUCAAUCUGAGUUCUCUUUUGAGCCCUGUCGACACACGUAUUAUUAAGUUAUCAUUGAUAGUACCCCUUACCCACGUAUUAUUCCAUAAAUAAAC
This is a messenger RNA of Amorphotheca resinae ATCC 22711, 2004 nucleotides long. RefSeq lists its product as hypothetical. The transcript is spliced from 3 exons. Lineage: Eukaryota; Fungi; Ascomycota; Leotiomycetes; Helotiales; Amorphothecaceae. Gene Ontology annotation, cellular component: monopolin complex; chromosome, centromeric core domain; nucleolus. The coding region runs from base 200 to 1720 and encodes 506 amino acids. Gene Ontology annotation, biological process: homologous chromosome segregation; meiotic sister chromatid segregation; attachment of mitotic spindle microtubules to kinetochore. The record is from RefSeq and is a predicted model, not a curated record. Gene Ontology annotation, molecular function: microtubule site clamp; protein binding.